UAGAAAGGCAAAACAAUUUACUGCUCAUGUAGUGCAUACAAUCAUUUUGGCGGUUGGUUUUAAACAUAUAAUUUCUCCUCCAACGCAGGAUAUGUUUAUGUGUCUUUUGGGAGAUGGAUAGUUUAAAAUAUACUGUUUCAUGUUUGUAAAACCAAAUCAACAGGUGGAAUGUUUAUGUUCAAAUAAAAUAGUUGAGGGCCAAGUGUGUACAGGUGACACGUGUAAACAUCAGCCAUGAAGGGCAGGAUUUGCGUUAACCAAGGUCAGGAUGACGAAAUGGAAAUCACUGGCUAUGCUCGAAAUACUAUCAAAACUGGGGUUAUUUGGUUUUUCAUCGUCAUCACUGUGGGACUACUUCGCUUGUUUUUCUACUGGCUUCCUCAUCUGAUGAUCCGUGCCAUGUAUAGCAAGUGCAGCCUAGACCAGGCAGAAGUCGUUAUACUUAAAGACGAGUACAAGCAGUGGUUCGUCUCCGACGUGAAGAUGAUCACAAGAGACGGAAAAAAAGUUUUGGGUAAGGGCAAAAGCGAAGGAAUGGUUUCACGCGGAAGUCAGACCCUGCUGACUCAUCCUGACAAAAAACAGUACUCCCAGAACGUCAGCCGUUAUUUCGUGACAAAGAAAAUGAAGUACAUUUGGAACCAAGAGUCUUCAAUGUUUUCGAAAGUCAAGGGCAUUGAAGAGGACGUGACUGUGAACUAUUUCCACGAUACUUCCUGUUUGUCGUUCAUGGACGUGACCAGGAGACGUGUGCUUUACGGCCUCAAUUCAGUUGAUAUACACGUUACACCAAUCAUUAAACUUCUGUUCAAAGAGGUGUUGUCACCAUUCUACAUCUUCCAAUUAUUCAGUUGCUCGCUGUGGUACGCAGAUGAAUACGAAUACUACGCAUCCUGUAUUGUACUCAUAUCUGUCUUGUCCAUCACCGCCACUAUCUACCAAACAAGAAAGAUGCAACGAGCCCUUCGUAACACAGUUCAGUCUUCAACUAUCGUUUCAGUGAUCAGAAACGGAAAUGAAAGUAUGGAUAUCAGUUCUGAAGACCUAGUGCCUGGUGACGUCAUAGAAAUCCCACGUAACGGAUGUCUUAUGCAGUGUGACGCCGUUCUUAUCACCGGAAGUUGCAUCGUGAACGAAAGCAUGCUUACUGGUGAGAGUGUUCCUGUCACUAAAACACCGAUUCCUAACCCGCGGUUGACUCACGAGGAUAGCCGAAUGAUGUUCAGACCUAAAGACCAUGGACGUCAUAUCCUGUUUUGUGGAACCCACGUGAUACAAACUCGUUUCUACGGAGGCCAUAAGGUUAAAGCCGUUGUGUUCAGAACAGGUUUCUCCACGGCGAAAGGCGAACUAGUACGCAGCAUCCUUUAUCCUAAACCUGUGGAUUUCCGGUUCAAUCGGGAUACAUACAAAUUCGUUGGAAUCCUAGCGGGCGUCGCAUUAGUUGGCUUUGUCUACACGAUUGUUCUGAUGGUGAAUAGAGGUGACGCUGCUGGUGAUAUCGCCCUACGAGCCCUGGACCUUAUUACAAUCGCCGUCCCCCCAGCUCUUCCGGCUGCACUCACUGUCGGGAUUGUGUUCGCUCAAAGCCGACUCAAAACUGCGCGAAUAUAUUGUAUCAGUCCACGGAGUAUCAACGUGUGCGGAGGGAUAAACACAGUUUGCUUUGAUAAGACUGGCACACUAACAGAAGAUGGUCUCGAUAUGCAUAGCGUGGUACCAGUAAAUGAUGAGAAGUUUGAGCCGGGCAUCACACAUCUGAACCUGUUGCCGAGAGGCAAGUUUAUGACAGGAAUGGCUACGUGCCACUCAUUGACGAUAAUUGAUGGUGUUUUAAGCGGGGAUCCACUCGAACUUAUUAUGUUCGAGUCAAUAGGCUGGGAAUUGAAGGAACCAACGAUGGAAGAGGGGUCAAACUUUGACAUGAUCUGUCCAACUAUCGUCUAUCCGAAAUCGUCCUCACUUGUGCAGUCCGCAGAUCUGACCAGUGGAAAUGUGGUGAACUCAGAAGAGGUCGGCAUAGUUCGUCAAUUUACGUUUUCAUCGAGCCUACAGCGAAUGUCGGUAAUCGUACGGCGACUGGGGGCCGAGCAUUUCGAAAUAUUCACGAAGGGUGCUCCGGAAAUGAUUGCCUCACUAUGCGUCACAGACACUGUUCCCGAUGAUUUCCACGAUAUCUUAAUGAGCUACACGAGGCGCGGAUUUCGUGUGCUUGCUCUUGCCUACAAACCUCUUCCAGAAAAGCUCAAGUACCCUAAACUGCAGAGAAUAGAGAGGGAGCAGGUUGAGAGAGGUCUUACCUUCCUAGGCCUUAUAGUUAUGGAGAACCGCUUGAAGCCGGAGACCACACCCGUCAUCAGAGACCUGAAGGACGCUAACAUCAGGCCGAUCAUGGUCACGGGUGACAAUAUGCUGACGGCCCUGAGCGUUGCUCGUGAAUGUUUCUUCGCAGAGGAAAACGAGCAGAUCAUUCUCGUGCAGGUGUUCCCGGCGCAGUACGACGCAAAAGGUGACGUCAUGGAACAAGCACACGUGGAAUAUGUGUACACGGAUCCACAGACUGAUAAACAGACAAACCGAAUACCCAAAGAGAAGCAAAUCGAUACAGUGCUACCGAUGGCGAUUGGAGAUGCAGAGCUUGGCACCGGUAAGAAAUACCACUUCGCGGUAACUGGAAAGUCAUGGAGUUUGCUCAGAGAAAGUUUUCCAGAAUUAAUUGACAAGAUUGUUGUACGAGGAACGAUAUUUGCUCGAAUGUCGCCAGAUCAAAAGGCACAACUUGUUGAAUGUCUACAGGAUUUGGGCUAUUACGUUGGUAUGUGCGGGGACGGGGCGAAUGACUGUGGCGCUCUGAAGACGGCGCAUGCUGGCAUAUCCCUGUCGGAGGCAGAGGCGUCUGUUGCCUCUCCGUUUACUUCAAAGACGCCAAACAUCUCAUGUGUACCUACAACUAUCAGGGAAGGUAGAGCUGCCCUUGUCACCAGUUUUGGAAUCUUCAAGUAUAUGGCAUGUUACAGCCUCACACAGUUUGUGUCAGUGCUCCUUCUGUACUGGGUGGGAGUGAACCUCACUGACUACGAGUUCCUGUAUAUCGACUUGUUCCUGUUGACAACUCUUAGUAUAACAUUCGGACGCACACAUGCCUAUCACCGCCUCCACAAGGUCGCGCCGCUUGUACGACUGACCAGCCUGGCUCCUGUCCUGUCUCUCAUCCUCCAGAUGACCAUCAUAAUAGCAGUACAGGUCUUCUUCUACUUCAUCAUAAAGCGAGAGCCCUGGUAUAUUGAGUAUGUGGACGACCCGGAGGAGGAUUAUGACUACAUGAGUUACGAGAAUACCGCCGUAUACAUCAGCUCCUCCUAUCAAUAUAUCAUACUGGCCAUUGUCUUUUCCAAGGGCAAACCGUACAGGAAAUCCAUGUUCACCAACUAUGUUUUCAUGAUCAACUUGUUUAUCUGCAUUGGCAUUACUGCAUGGAUCAGCAUUUAUCCAACGGACCCGGUCGCUGAAUUCUUUGAGUUGAUGUUGCCCCCAAGUAUUCCAUACAGGCUACUGUUUUUGGGUGUGGCAGGAGUCAAUCUCUUAUUGUGCAUUUUACUGGAGGAAUUCAUCCUCGAUAGCCAUUAUGUGUCAGUCACUCUACAAAGCAAACUCGACAAAUGUUUUCCAGGAUCUAAGCUUAAGUACGAAACUGUUGAGGAAGAUCUCCAAAUGGCAAGCGCAUGGCCUCCAGUGAAAUCAGAAGAUUUGGCGGGAACUUUUGCUCGAAUGGACAGCGCUUUUCUCUCUUCCAAAACAUCGUUGAAUGAGCAGGACAGUUAUUCACUGUCUGAAAGUGAAACAGGAAGUCAAAAUGAAUAUGAUCAAGAGAUUUGUCCAAAUGCGUCCCCAAAUGAUAUUAAGCUAAACGGGGUAUCGAAUGCAGCGUUUCAACUAGAUGAAAGGUACAGCAAUGGAAAGUUAUCGACAAAAUUGUGACAAGGACUAUAUGUAUCAAAGCGUUUUUAUAUUAAACUUUAUUUUAUAUUGAUUUAUGUAUGUUUGAGGUGGCAUAAUUUUUCGUUUAUAUAUGUUGCAUGUUUUUAAGAUCAAUAUAUUUACCUAGUUCUCUAUUUUUACUCUUGCUGAAAUUGCCACUAUUUUUCUAUAUGGUGUCGAAUUAAAUCGAUACCUUUUUCAUAAAAUAUCUUAGAUAUGUUUUAUUUUACACGUUUAGUGUAAAUAAAUACUCAGAAACACGUUCUCUUUUGUGUGUACACUGUUAUAUAUCGUAUCUAAAGUAAUGGUAUUACACUCAUCUACUUAAAAAGCAUUGAUCUAAUGAUAUGAUAUGUUGCAGUUUGUUUAUCGAAAUAAUGUUGCUAAGCAGACAUUUAUAUGUAAGUGAAUGUGAUUUCGGAAGUGACAUAACGUCAUUCAAAGAAUAUGUCGUCGUAAUAUUAUGUGUUUGGAAUUUAAACUGAUUGAUUGUUUAAACUUUGAUGAAGGAGUCCAUCAUCGUAAAUCUGAAAUUAUUGCCAAGAUGAAGGAAAUAAAAUUCUGGUUGAAAUCGAUGACAUGAAGAUGAAAAUGUCAGAGACAGAGAGGAGGAGCAAUAGUUAAUAGACAUAACACAUUUAAUGGCUGACUUGGACAGCAUUGACAGGAUGACUACUGUGCAUCUGUAUGCGUUUUGCAAGAAUCCAUUCGAAGAUUAGUUACUUGAAUCCUGGCAUUAUUUUGAAAACAAUUACUUUGAAAACAAUGGCUGAAGUUACGUAUGUUAAAGAUAGUUAACGUAUGUUAAAGAAAGUGAUAGA
Mya arenaria is the source of this 4799-nucleotide messenger RNA. RefSeq names its product polyamine-transporting ATPase 13A3-like. NCBI's taxonomy places the organism in Eukaryota, Metazoa, Mollusca, Bivalvia, Myida, Myidae. Gene Ontology annotation, cellular component: membrane. The record is from RefSeq and is a predicted model, not a curated record. The coding region runs from base 235 to 3978 and encodes 1247 amino acids. Gene Ontology annotation, biological process: intracellular calcium ion homeostasis; polyamine transmembrane transport. The transcript is spliced from 32 exons. Gene Ontology annotation, molecular function: ATPase-coupled monoatomic cation transmembrane transporter activity; P-type ion transporter activity; ATP hydrolysis activity.